AUGUCAACCUGGCAACACUACCGAGCACUACUAUACAAGAACUGGAUUCUUUGGAAGAGAAGAUUAUGUGGAUCUAUCUGUGAAUGGCUCUUUCCGAUAGCCUUACUCCUUGUCUUGAUGCUUAUAAGAAGCGCAAUAAGCACUACCGAUCAUGGGAAAUCCUCUUACCUUCAGAAGUCAGCAAUGACUGUCUCCUAUGAUGGGAAUAACUAUUUUGGCCACUAUUUCGACCCUCCCGUCAAGAUUCCAGACUUUCCAAAAGGUCAUGAUAACUACUAUAGAGAUUACUUCGAGAAAGAUGAAAGAUGGAGGAUAGUUUUCAUAAACGAGCAUAAAGAACCAUAUUCAGAAACUAUCAUAAAUAAGCUCAUAAAUAAAAUAAAAGUUGAAGGAAAUGACACAGGAAACCCUUAUGUUGUCGAGCGCUAUGACUCUGAGGAUGACUUAGAGGACUAUAUAAAGGAUAGCGACUAUGGAGAUGAUAGCAAAAUUUGUUUCGCUGUAGUCUUCUAUAGCAAGGACUCCAAAAAUAUAAAGUACAGCUUCAGAUUCAAUACUACAGAAUCAUAUGGAUCAGGAGGAAGAACCAUGGGAAACUAUAUUGACAUUUUUGAUUUCCUGGACUAUCAUAAUGUUAAUAAACUUAUCAGAAAACCAAAGCCAAGCUUCCAAUACCACUAUAUUGGCUCAAAUUUCAUUCAUAUGAUGAAUUAUAUAGAUAACAUUAUACUCCAAGACGUUUCCUCAAAUUCAAACGCUCAUUUUGCAGCAGGCUUCGUUCCUAUGUAUUAUGAUAAAUAUACAGAAGAUGAUUUCAUUACAUCCAUUUCUACGCUUCUUCCGUUUUUUAUUGUCAUUUCUUACUUGAUACCUGUGUGUAGAAUGCUAUCCUUAAUUGUACAAGAAAAGGAAUACAAAAUCAAAGAAAUGAUGAUGAUUAUGGGACUUUCCAAUAAAGCUUAUUGGCUUUCAUGGAUUACUUAUUAUUUUUCAAUAUAUACACUCAUUGCAAUUGUAGGCUCUAUUAUUUCAGUUGGCCUUUUCAAAUACAGCAGUCCAGCAAUGAUAUUUUUAUUCCUCUGGCUAUAUGGGAUGAGCUGCAUGGCUUUCAGUAUUUUAAUAAGCAUGCUCUUUUCCAAAUCACGCAGCGCUGUCAUGCUAGGGCUUAUGGUUUUCCUGAUAAGCUAUUUUAUAAGUUUUGCAGUCACUGAUCCAACUUUAGAUGAAGGUAGCAAAACUGCUGCAUCACUAUUGCCUAAUGUUGCUUUGACUUUAGGCAUUGACGUUUUGGCACAACUGGAAAAUGGCCAAGUAGGAGUGCAAAAUUAUAAUACAGACUCAACUAUAAAUAACUACACUUUUGGGACUUCUAUUGCAUUUCUCGUUAUUGAUUUAGGUAUUUUUGCAAUUCUUGCAUUUUACCUUGAUCAGGUUUGGCCUACUGAGUGGGGAGUAAAGAGACCUUGAUACUUUUUAUUUACAAAAUCCUUUUGGGUAACUAGCAAAAAGAAUGCCCAUGAAGAUUUAUUUAAUGAAGAAAUUAAUUGGGGAGAUAAUGUUGAAAAGGUUGAAGAAGACUUAGAAAAGCAGAAAGAGAAUGGAAAAGCUUUACUUAUAAGGAACUUUAAAAAAGUUUUUGGUACUAAAACAGCUGUCGAAGAUAUCAGCUUAGAUAUAUAUAAUGGACAAAUUUUUGCAUUAUUGGGUCACAAUGGUGCUGGAAAAACUACAACAAUUUCUAUGAUGUGUGGACUCAUACCAACAACAUAUGGAGAUAUGAAAAUAAAUGGAAAUUACUUAUCAACAGAUCUUAAUAAAAUAAGAAGGUCUCUUGGAGUUUGCCCUCAACACAAUGUUUUAUUCAAUGACUUAACUCCUGAAGAGCACUUAUAUCUUUUCGCUAUUUUCAAAGGAAUGCAAGACAAAGAAGAAAUCUACAAGCAAAUCAAAGAAAAAUUAUCAGAAGUAGAUUUAACUGCUAAAAAAGAUAGGCAGUCUAAGUUUUUGUCAGGGGGUAUGAAAAGAAAAUUAUCCCUUGCAAUGGCUUUAAUAGCUGAUUCUCCUAUUGUACUACUAGAUGAGCCUACAUCAGGCAUGGACUUGACUGCAAGAAGACAGAUGUGGGAUAUGCUCAAAAACAACAAAAAUAAUAGGAUCAUUAUCCUAACAACCCACUAUAUGGAAGAAGCUGACGUUUUAGCAGAUAGAAUUGCUAUUAUGUCUCAUGGAAAACUUAAUUCACUUCCUAAUUUAUAAUAGAAAGCAAAUAGUUUUCAAAAAAUAAACUUAUAAUUUUUUUUUCAAUAAACAAAAUUUAUUAUGAAAUUAUUUACAAAAAAUAAUAUUUUAAUUAAUUAAAGAGUUAGAUGUCUUGGCAGCUCUCUUUUCUUGAAAAAACGGUAUGGAGUUGGCUAUUAUUUAACUAUUGUCAAAGAAGUAGGAGUAGCAAGCAAAUCGCAUACUCAAUCAGUCACAGAUUUUAUUAGAGAUUACAUUCCUGAAGCUUCUAUAAUGAGCGACGUCCAUGCUGAAAUUUCAUUCCAAAUCCCGAAUUCUAGUUCAAGCAAAUUUACUACAUUUUUUACUGCUCUUGAUCAAAAUUUGAAAAUUUUGCAAUUAAGGUCUUAUGGUGUCUCUGUAACAACUCUUGAAGAGGUUUUCUUGAGGGUUGCAAGAGGAGAUGAUAAUGAAAUCGCAAAAAAAAGCCAUGAAGCUGAAAAAGAAAAUGAGGUUCAGCUUGAAAAUGAUUUUGUUUUAUCGAGAGAUAGACUAAAAGGAUCAUUAUUUUUUAGCCAUUUUUGGGCAUUAUUGAAAAAGAGAGUAUUUUGGUCUAAAAGAGAUAUGAGAAGCUUGGUCUAUGAAAUUUUUGUUCCAAUUAUCCUUGUAAUUGUUGGACUUGGCUUGAUGAAAAUUGGAGAUAAUUUCCCACCUACUGAUAAAAAACACUUAACUGAGUCCUCAUAUUCUCAACCUCAAGAUACAAUUUAUUACUGGCCAGCAGGUGCCAAUGUUGGGACUUGGGCGCAGAAUCAAAGCUCUGAUACAGCAAAUAUUAAUGGCACAAUAGAAGGCCUUGAUCAAUUUUUAUUUGAUACUCGCAAAGUUCCUGACCAUUAUAGAAUGGGUUCAUACUAUUUGACAAAUAUGGACACUACUAAUGAUCAGUAUGAAGCUGUCAUUUUUCACAAUCAAACAGCCACUCAAGCAACUGGAGUCUACUACAACAAGCUUUCUAAUGAAAUAUUGUCAAAGUAUGGAGUAACUGUAACAGUUUAUAAUUACCCUCUUCCUUAUACCAAAAAAGUAGAAGAUCUUAAAGGAGUUGGAGAUGGAUUUUUUAGCAUUGUUGAAGUUAUAUUACUUAUACAAAAAAUCAAUUGUAAUUUCCAAAGAAAUGUCUUUACCCUUUAACGCCCCAUGCCAACUCGCCAAUACGUGCAUAGCCUUAUAUAAGAUGCUUUUUGUCCGGACUGAGGCCCAGCUCGCUACUUGGUAGUUGGAGAAUUCAGUCACCGUACUGCGCGUCAGCAAAGGUUGAUCACCAUUGAAUUCAAAGUAUCAAAUUUUCUGUCGAAAAUGAAAUCUGAAGCCCAGAUCGUAACUCCUUGUUUCAUGCUUGAAAAUAGUCCCGAUUGGAAAGGAAAAUAUAACCAAUGGCUCUGCUGGGGGAUCCCUUUAACUCUCGGCUCAAUUUCCCUCUGAGACGAAGCCUUGAUCUGAAGUAAAGCAUGCGGUCGGCUACCCGACAUAGGCUACCAAGUAAAAAACUAGCGAGAUACACAUUCCUACCUGUCACCCUCCUUUCCUCAAGAUCCUGACCUCACUAAGUCUAUGAUCAGCUGUAGUUACAGCAAUUAAAAGGAGGACUGAUUCUUAAUGUAUAUAAAUUUUUAGCAUCGAUAGUCUUUUCGCUAGGAUUUAGCUUUAUUCCUACUGGCAUUAUAGCUUUAAUUGUAAAAGAGCGAGAAACUAAUGUAAAACAUCAGCAUAUGAUUAGUGGGGUUUCUAGAUUUUCCUAUUGGUGUGCCAAUUUCUUUUGGGACUCUAUUAAGCAUAUCGCCCCUGCCGUUGUUUGUGCUGGCAUGGUCAAGGCUUUUGAUAUUAAAAGCUUUACUGACCCUGAUGAUAGCUAUGGAGCUUUAUGGGUUUUAAUGCUCUUAUAUGGAAUUUCCAUAGCACCAUUUACGUAUUUUUAGUAUACCUUUUUAGAAUGAAUAGAAACACUCCUAAUAGCAAGCAUUAGCCUAUUCACUACAUGAAAAUAGGAUAAUGCUUACCAAUAGGAUGCUUCUAUCCUUUGUAAAAAGUAGCUUUUUCUUCAAAAGUUAUCCAACUGCACAAGUUGUUACAAUCCUUUUCAAUGUCGUUGCUGGUGGAAUUUUCCCUGCUGUUAUUAUGAUCCUCUAUAUCUUUGAGUCUACACGGCCUAUUGGAAAAGUACUUAGGUGGAUUUUCAGGCUUUCCCCAGCAUUUUGUUAUGGAAAUGGGUUGAUGGACAUAGGAAGCAUAUCAUCUUAUUCAAAUUGGGAUGAAGUUGACGGCUUAUAUGAUGCUUUUGAUAUGGGUUCUGCUGGUGCUGAUAUUUUAAUGAUAGGAAUUAUGAUCCCUGUUUAUCUAUUCUUAGUUUACGUUCAAGAAUAUUUAGAAGCUCAUCCAAAACUUUUACAAAAAUUCUGGAAAGCUCCUCAUGUAGCUCCAUCUGAGUAUGAAGCUGAUGACGAUGUCGAAAGAGAAGCAGAAAAUGCGCUAAGUAUAAAUCCUCAAGAUGUCCAAGUUAAUGUUAGAGGAGUCAGAAAAAUAUUUAGACAAGGAAUGAAUAAAGCUUUCGCAGCAGUAGAAAAUGUCAGCUUUAAUGUAAAUCAACAAGAAUGUUUUGCGUUUUUAGGGGUAAAUGGAGCUGGAAAAACAACUACUUUUAAAAUGUUGACUGGAGAAAUCGCUCCUACAACUGGGGAAGCUUAUAUCUGUGGGCAUAACUUGAAUACUGAACUUGAUAGAGCAAGAGAUUUGAUAGGGUAUUGCCCUCAAUUUGAUGCUAUAUCUGAGCUACUUACAGCAAGAGAACAUUUAAGACUAUAUUCAGAUAUCAAAGGAAUUCCUAAAGAUAGAAGAGAAGCACUUGUCGAAGAAAUGAUAGAUCAAAUGGAUUUAAGACAAUAUGCUGAUAUAUUGGCAGGAACCUAUUCAGGUGGUAAUAAAAGAAAACUAUCAGUUGCAAUGGCACUCAUUGGAAACCCAACAGUGGUCUUUUUAGAUGAACCUUCUGCAGGAAUGGACCCAGAAACCAGAAAGAAAAUGUGGAAAGUCAUUGGGAACCUUAAACAAAAGAACUCCUCAGUCAUUUUAACAACCCAUUCAAUGGAAGAAGCUGAAGCUUUAAGCGAUCGUAUGGCAAUUAUGGUAGCUGGCAGACUGAGAUGCCUUGGGACCGCUACCUGGAUUAAAAGCAAAUAUGGUGAUCGUUAUGAAUUCGAAGCCAAAGUAAGCAUCCCAAGCCAUUUUGAAGUAAACGACAGAGGAGUAAGCUUAGAUCGUAUCCUUAUGGGUGAGACAGUUAUAAAUGCAAAUCAAGUUUUGCCAUGUCUAGAAAUUCUUAACGCAAAAGCUUUAUAUGAAGAAAUCCACGAAAAAGGAGCAGGCUCUGCUUUGCAUCAGCAAUUAAAGGUGGAUGGUGUAAUAUCCAGAGACUCCUUACUCCCCCCCCUCCAUAAGCGAGUAAAAAAUUUGUUCGCAGAAGGAGAGGGUUAUUUUUUUUUUUAAAUUUAUAUAUAAAUGUUAUAGCUAGAUUUUUUUCUUCAAAAUUUAAAAAAGUCAUAAUUCGAAAAAUUUGAACACAAAUAUAUAUUUAAUUUAUAAAAUUUAUUUUUAAAGUGCAAUUUGUUUAAAAUUAAACAGAAUUUCUAGAUAUUUCAUUAUACUAAUUAUCAUUUAUAUAUCAUAAAAAAAAUUUAUUUGCUCACAAAGGUGGGUUUUUGUGCAAAAAAUAGGAAUUUUUCCAAUGGUUUUUUUUCGCUCACAGAGGGGGGAUUUAGUGUCCUGGGUUAUAGUUGAAGAGCUAGGUGACAAAAUUUAUGAUUGGCUUAAGAGUGAAUUUAAGAAAGUUGAAAUUAUUGAACAUUUUUCAUCUCUCUUUAAGUUCAAAGUUGCUAAAGAAGAGGAAAAGUCGAUAGGAUACUUUUUCUCAGCUGUGGAGAUGAAUAAAGACGCAUUUAAAAUUUCUGAAUAUGCAUUGGCUCAAAGUUCAUUAGAACAAAUUUUCAAUGAUUUUGCCAGAAAAGGAGAAGAAGCCCAAGCCGGAGUUGUUAGAAGAUAUACUCAUGGCGGAUAA
This is a messenger RNA of Blepharisma stoltei, 6328 nucleotides long. Lineage: Eukaryota; Ciliophora; Heterotrichea; Heterotrichida; Blepharismidae. The record is from the annotation of a GenBank genome assembly.